AUGAGUUUACACACAUCCCGCGUUACACGCAACCUAUUUCCAUUGUCGGAAGCAAGCACCCGUUGCACCGUCUCGACGAAAAUCCAAGUUCCUUUUCGACCAGAACUUCGCGGGUCGUGUAUAGGAUUCGCCGCUUUCCCCGGGUGCUUUUCCCAAAUCGUCCACUUCUCCAUGUACAUCGUCUGUCUGCCCAAUAUGCAUAUUGCCCAUCUCAGUACAAUCUUCGUCCUUGCCCUUAGUGCGAAUGGCAUACCUACACGUCCCUCGGGUUCUAAACCCCCCUACCUCCCUAAGCGCCUCCUCGCACUUGAAGAACACUGUACCUCGCCCUCGCUAGAAGCUGAGGUAGUCGCUGAAGGGAUAACUCAGAGGUACCCUGGUAUCCUCGAAAAGCUGAAAGAUAUCGGUACCGGUCGCAUCGCCGCCAUGGAUGCCGGUCACUUGACCAUGCAAGUCCUCUCCCAACAAUCUGCCUCUGGUCUGGAAGACCCCGAAGGUUGUCGCGCAGCAAAUGAUGCCGUUGGCUCCGUCAUCAAAAGCAAGCCCAAACGCUUCGCUGGCUUUGCGGUGCCACAUGUUACGACUCUCGGACUCAAGGGCGCGAUGAUAUGGAAUCACCUCAAAGAUGGAACAUACUACGAUGCCCUCCGCUUCGAUCCUGUCUUCGCCAUGGCACAGGAACUUGAUGUACCGCUGUACUUGCAUCCUGCGGCUGCAACCGCAGAUAUCGCAUCCAAGCUCUUCGCCGGAAACUACCCUGCGGCCGUGGCUGGACGACUUGGAACGAACUCAUGGGGCUGGCAUGUUGAUGUCGGAACGCAAAUUUUACGUCUUUAUAGUGCGGGCCUGUUCGAUCGAUUCCCAAAGCUGAAGUUGAUCAUUGGACAUAAUGGCGAGGGACUGCCAAUGUUCAUUGACCGAGUCGAUUCGACGGGACUGCGCAAUGAUACGACAUUCAAUCGGGUGUGGAGUACGAAUAUUUGGAGCACGACGAGCGCUUUCUUUACUGUGAGACAGUUUGAGCAGCUGAGACAGGUGAGCCCAGUUGAUGGAAUCAUGUUCUCGAUUGAUUAUCCGUUCAGCAGGAAUACGGAUGGGUGGGCGUUUGUGGAGAAGUUGGCGCAGGCGCAGGUUUUGAGUGACGAAAAUAUGGAUAUGUUUGCGUACAAGAACGCUGAGAAGCUAUUGAAGUUAUGA
This is a messenger RNA of Pyrenophora tritici-repentis Pt-1C-BFP, 1197 nucleotides long. Its product is annotated as metal-dependent hydrolase TIM-barrel protein. The record is from RefSeq and is a predicted model, not a curated record. Gene Ontology annotation, biological process: secondary metabolic process. Gene Ontology annotation, cellular component: cytosol; cytoplasm. Gene Ontology annotation, molecular function: hydrolase activity; carboxy-lyase activity. NCBI's taxonomy places the organism in Eukaryota, Fungi, Ascomycota, Dothideomycetes, Pleosporales, Pleosporaceae.